This is a messenger RNA of Morchella sextelata, 1548 nucleotides long. RefSeq lists its product as uncharacterized. NCBI's taxonomy places the organism in Eukaryota, Fungi, Ascomycota, Pezizomycetes, Pezizales, Morchellaceae. The coding region runs from base 1 to 1548 and encodes 515 amino acids. The record is from RefSeq and is a predicted model, not a curated record. The transcript has 2 exons.
AUGAACCCUCAAGAGCUCGCCGAUCAGCUAGCAGAACUCCAAAUCGAAUUCUCCUCGUUGGACUCGUCUCUCGUCGCGGCGAUACUUAGUGACACAGAGUCCCCUGCAGAAGCCCGAAAAACCCUCGGAGAGCUCGCCCAAUUCACUCAAGUCGACGACAGCGUCGAUAACAAUUCCCCGGAGUGGUCAAUCAGCGAUGAGACUGAUCCGACUACCUACUCGCUUUCCUCGUGGCGCAUAGAGGAUGAUGAGGAUGACACUCCUGGGGCCAGAGACAAUGCGGCGUUCCUGGGACAUAUGUUCCCAACGCUGUCGGCCUUUUCGAUCAGUGCAACCCUUGAUAGGUGUCAAGGAGACCUCGCGCGCGCAACCGACGAGCUCCUCAAUCGCGUCUUCCUCGCGGAUGACCCUGAGGACGAUGUGGUGCGCGGCGUAGAUGGCUUUGAUGCGGGGCUAAACGGCGCAAAGGGGAAAAAGAAGGGCCGCAAAGGGCGUAAGAAUGGAAAAACGCUUACCCUUGAAAAUGACCCACCCAGCCAGAUUCGCCUAACAGCCGGUCCCGCAAACACAAACACAAAUGACUCCCCCUCUAGGUGGGAAGAAAUGGCAUCUGAGAUAUCCUAUCUUUCAGACUCCCUCAAUCUACCUGAGAAAGCGGUCGGGGCGGCGUAUCGCCGCCAUAGUAGCGCACUUGGCCCUACAAUCGCGACUCUUCUUGAAGACAAUUCUUCCAGCGGUGCUGAGCUCGACCCGACGCAUUUAGCUCAGCUCCAAGAUCUAUCCGCGAUGUUUGGUAGCAGUGUGAAGCGCCGACACCUUGAGACCCUGCUCCAUCUCUGCAAAGAGAACACACCGGCCGUCUUCAAACUCGCCGAGGUUCUUAGCCGCGAACCAAAACUCACUGUCCAAAUCGUGAACUCCGUCCCUACUACCCCAAGUUCUCCUCCCUCCACUCCCCUUAAUGGCUGGGUCUCCGUCGGCGGCCCAUCCACCGCUCGCUCGGUCCCCAACUCCCCACCAGUCUCCCCGCGCUUCCAGCCCCGCCCCCUCCAAAACCUCUCCGCACAGACCACCGCCCGCAACGAGGCCUUCGCCAAAGCAGCCGCCUCCUAUCGCAAGUCCAGAUCCGACCAUCUCAUGGGCGGCGCCGCCGCCUUCUACUCCGACGUUGGCCACAACCACAACGCCGCAGUCAGGAGUCUGCGCGAGGAGGCCGCACAGCAGCUCAUCUCGUCCAACAGCACGCUCAACAACCUUGACCUACACGGUGUAACCGUGUCGCAGGGCGUGCGCUUCGCGCGGGAGAAGACCACGGACUGGUGGGUGCGGCAGCGCCGCGAGCAGGAGCUCGCUGGCGGCGGUAGGCGCGAGGUCACACCGUUCCAUAUUGUAUGUGGCGCUGGGCGUCACAGCAAGGAUGGGAUACCGCAGCUGCUGCCGGCGGUGACGAAGGUGCUGGUGAAGGAGGGGUGGAGAGUGGUGUGCGAUCAUGGGAAGGUUGUGGUUGUGGGCGUCAGUGGGGCCAGGGCGAGGCAGAGGAGCUUAUAA